AUGGCUGAAGCACCGGUUGCUUUGGAUGCAUACCAGUGGGACAUUCUACUGAAUAUUCUAGUCUUUGCUGGUGUGGAAAACUUGAUUCAACUACUACUACCUGAAAACCGUGAUUUUCUAAACCUAAAUAAUAAUUUAAAACGAGCAAUAAACAGUGUAAUUGAGGGUGAAACUGGCCUACAGUACAAUAAUAGGACAGACAGGUACUCCUUUCUACAUAUGUACUUGAGGACCCCAAACUGUAUUGACAAGAAAAGAUUGAAAUUUUUCACUGACAAAGAUGCAUUUCUUAUCCUUUACGAUUAUUGCACACAGGAAGGCUUAUCGGUCACUUUGAAUGUGGCAUACUACUUGUGGACUUCUAAUGAUUUGAUGAACUUUAGAGAGCUAAUAGCCAAGUUGAAGUCACCUAAUAUUCAACUCAAUAUUGAGCUAGAAUUUGAUCCAGCUUUCAAGUACAGUUUCCAUGGUGAACAGUUUAUGGAACCAUUUGUUCAUAUUGGAAAACAAAUCAAGUCCCUUGUACUCGUACAGAAUUUGAAACUUCUGAAGAUCGAGCUGUUGGACAUCAUGCACAACAAAACCAAGGCAAAACAACCUCUUGAUGCUUUACCAGAAACUUUGAAAUCAUUCCAAGCUGAUUCUGGUAUUGCUUGCUCUCUCUUCCCAAGACUCGUGGACGAACAAUCGAGUUUGCCGAGACUUGAAACGAUUGUACUAUGGGUUGAAAAGACGAGAGACUUGUAUAUCUUACUUGUGUUUGUCAGUCUUUUAUGUUCCAAAUCUACAAAGAUUAUAGGCAUUUUGACUCACGCUUCUGCUCCUGAGUUUCCAAACGACUUGAUGGCAGUGUUAGAUGAAAAUAUCAACGAGGGAAUGAUGUUGAAUCUGCUUGAACUAAUGACCGGCUUGAACUUACCAUUAACCACAUUUCCAACGACGAGUCUAACUAUUCAACAAGUUGCAAAUCCAGAGAUCCUAGGUGAGUUGCAAUAUCCCCAAACGUUGAAAAGGCUCAACUUGGCUAAUAACUCGAUCCAGGAUUUGUCACCAAUAUUGCAAACACUUCCUGUUGAACUUGAGUUUCUCAAUUUUGAUCAUAAUCCCAUUAGUUGGAGCACGUGUGUGCCCAACUUUUCAAAGUUUGAAAAAUUACAGUAUCUAAGAUUGAUGAAUACUCACAUUGGUAAAAACUUUCUGCAGUUCAAAUUUCCUGACUCGUUGGAGACUUUAUCGCUUGAAGUGAACCAAAUUGAAUCUAUUGACGAGGUGAAAUUCCCAGCAAAGUUGAAUAAUUUAGGCAUUGGAUCAAACAAGAUUAAAGUGGUUUACAAGCCAAGAUUCCCGCCAACAAUUGAAACGGUACAUUUCACAGAAAACAAAAUUUCGAAAGUGGAUCUUUCGACAAACCACAUUGGUCAGCCAUUGCAAUUGAAAACUUUGUAUCUCAACUACAACAAAAUCAAGAGCUUGAAUAAUGUCAAGUUGCCACUGACUUUGGUCAAUCUCAACUUUGACAAUUGUCGAAUCCGAGCCUUGCUGGACAUUGAGUUCGGUAAGACGAUUGAAGAAUUGAGCUUUAAUGGUUGCGAGAUUGAUGACUGGACAACCGCCACUUUCGAAAGUGGGUCAAAGUUGAGGUAUUUAUGCUUAUCCGACAACAAACUCAGAUCGUUUGGUCUUGCCCUUCCACAAUCUGUCAUAAACAUUGACCUUUCACUAAACAAAAUCAACAAAAUUCCUCCUCGAUUGGCUAACUUGCAAAACUUGAAAUAUUUGAACCUUUCGCAAAACAGAAUUCGAUCAGCCAGGUAUCUGUUCCAAACUACGUGCUUGGAAGUUUUGGAUCUUUCAUUCAAUAGUAUCGAAAUGCUCGGAUUAUCAUUUCCACCAAACUCCGAAACCAACCUACUGCUGCUUGAUUUAAGUGGAAAUAUUCUAGAUGAAUUUUCCUUGGAGGCGAUCGGCCAUGACGAGAACAGAGGUGCUUUGCACAGCCGAUUAUUUGAACUCGACUUGGCAGGAAACUGCAUCCGUAAACUCCAAGUGUCUUCCUUGUUGGAUCACUUACCACCAUCAAUCCAAUGGUUGUGGUAUCAACGGGAUUCACCGUCUGAUCAUGAGCAAUUCUAUUUAGACACAGGGUCCAAUGCUGUGUGUUUUGAAAUUUCAAAUCCAACCAGUAUCAAAAUCACAAGAACUUUAGGAACGGACCCACUCCCAUUGGCACUGUUUGAAUAUAAUCACCGAGCUGCAUUGCAAGGGUUACCUAAUUUCGAUUACCUUGUAACUGAUGCAAAAUUGGAUGAGUAUUUUGAGUUUGGUGAGUUUGCCUUCAAGACUGAUUCACGGUUUGCAACUAGCAAAAUCUUGGAGAAGGAAAAAUUGGAAUUUGAUGUCGAUCCUGGCAUUUGGUGUUUGUAUUCUCCCAAGGUACUGUCUUUUGAAUACAAGGUUGAUAUUGAGGAAUCUGGAUAUUAUGAAAAAAUUGAUGAUUUAUGGUGGUUAGUCGCCAAUGUUUUAAUCAGCUUGUUUCUUGCGAGAUUGUUCAGUUUUGGAUCUAAUCCUCCAGUAUUGUACAAAUUACAAGUAAAUUUACAAUUGAUUAAAGUGGCACUGUUGCUUGUGAGCACAACUUUGGUGUUGUUCAAUUUUGAUGUUGCAAAGUAUGCCGAUUACAUUUCGGCAAGUUUAGAUGAUGCAUUUACCAUUUUUUACAUACUUGGCUACGGACUCAUUCCUUUCAACGUGCAACUGCAAACCUCCAACAAGAUGGAGCUUAUUGCGUUACUAUGCGUGAUCCCAGCCUUUGCUACAAGAUACUUUGAUUUGAAAAACAACAUACAAUACAUUGUGAUCAAUAAUCAGAAUUACAAUGUCAUUCAAGGAGUUUUGGGACCAGAGGUAUUUGAUGGGAUUGGAAGAGUGGCGAAAUUAACUCAAGACAACAGGGUAAACAAGUUGAGUGGGCCCGUUACUGUUCUUUUUGCAGUAUCCAAGAUUGUCAAAAUUGUGACGUACAUUUAUGCAAUACGCAAGACUUUGAAACAGUUGACAGUUGCGAAUCCAACUGCCAAACCGUAUUAUAUCUGGACAGUUGUGAUUUGGCUAUUUGUGUGGCUGUUGGUGAGUGUGGGGAUGGCUCCGGAUUUGUUCUUCAAUUAUCCCAACGUCACUAAUUAUGCAAAAGUGUUGAAUGAGUUUUUGAUAUCUGCUAGAAGGAGACGCUUUAUUACGCUCUUAUGGGAUGAAUCUCAUUGGAUUGUGUUCUGGUUAAUCUGGUAUACUGGUAAUGGUUCAUUAGUGAGGAAAGUAGAUGUUGUUAAAGUGCAAAUAAAUUAG
Molecule: messenger RNA, 3342 nt
Organism: Lodderomyces theae
Lineage: Eukaryota; Fungi; Ascomycota; Pichiomycetes; Serinales; Debaryomycetaceae
Product: leucine-rich repeat domain-containing protein
Exons: 3
Coding region: 1-3342 (1113 amino acids)
Molecular function (GO): protein binding
Source: RefSeq, a predicted model, not a curated record